Molecule: messenger RNA, 1626 nt
Organism: Hydractinia symbiolongicarpus
Lineage: Eukaryota; Metazoa; Cnidaria; Hydrozoa; Anthoathecata; Hydractiniidae
Exons: 4
Coding region: 1-1626 (541 amino acids)
Source: RefSeq, a predicted model, not a curated record
AUGGAUUUUCCUCAGCCAAAUGAACUUUUCUUAUUGGAACAUAAUUAUGCAUUACCCCGCUUGGAAAAUGUUGAAGAUGUUGAGCAUGCUGAAAGGCAAAGACAACAUCAUCUUGAAAUUGUACGACGAAGGAGGGCCAAUAUAUCUUUGCAACAGGCCCAACAGCGUAGAGCAGCAGAUGCUCUACGCCAAAAUGCAAGACGAGCAGUAGAAAAUGUUGCAGAUGCAAAUGCACGACAGCAUGCUGAUGCAAAACGUCAUCGUGCGAAUAGAGAAAAUGAAUUACCUCAGCAAGCUGCAGUAAGACGCAGGGCAGAUGUUUUGCGUCAUCGAGUAGCUAGGGCUCCACGUUUACUAAAUUUAGCUAGGAUUAACAAUGUUUUACCUCCUACACAUUCUGCAGUGUUGUCACAAUGGCAAAGUGGCCCUGCGUGCCAUAGCAACGACUCUGCGCAAGCUAAACAGUUUCGUAAGUAUAUCAGAGUAUACAAUAAUGCCUUUAGUUUUGCUUCUUUGUCAGCAAACAUUCGACCACCGCCAGGUCGUGGACCACCCUGUUUUAGAAUAUAUGUGGUCAAUUAUUUCACAGAAGCUGCAGCUGCCUUAAACAUGCGUAUUGAGAAUCCAACACAUGCUCAUUGUAAUCGCGAAACAACGCAGAUAAUUCAAGAUGUUCUUAACUGGGAUUCUCCAUAUGCUGCAGCUUAUAGCAAUAUGGCUGAAGUGGAACGUGAAGAAACAGCCAGAGCAGCUGCGGAAAACAGACAGCCUUCUGUUGAAGUUGCUGCCAUCUUUGUUGGUAAUGAUGGUGCACCUCCUGCUGCAAGAGAUAUUGUUGUUUAUCCACGCAAUCAACCUUUGCGACAAAUCCCUUAUACAUCAUGCAAUAUUGAUCCUAUGGUGUAUCCCAUUUUAUUUCCACGUGGUGAGCCGGGUUGGGACCCAAACAUGGCCCAUGUCAGGAAGCAUGCAACUAGAGUUAGAAAUAGGCUAACCCAGUUGGAAUAUUAUAUUUACCGCAUUGCUAUUAGGAGAGAAUUCUCUGCCCUUCAUCUAGCAGGUAAAUUGUUUCAGCAAUUUUUAGUAGAUGCAUAUGUUAAAGUUGAAGGUCAACGGCUGGCAUUUAUUCGCCUAAAUCAAAACCAGCUUCGAGCAGAGUCCUACCAAGGACUUCUGGAUUACAUCCAAAAUGCUGCAGAUCAACGUAACUUACAAGCAGGUAAUGUUGUUGUCUUGCCUUCCACCUUUUCCGGCUCACCCCGCAACAUGCAUCAGUUGUAUCUUGAUGCAAUGGCAUUGGUUUCACAAAAAGGUAAGCCAGAUUUGUUCUUGACUUUUACAUGCAAUCCAAAAUGGCCAGAAAUUGUUACUAAUUUGUUACCUGGUCAAUCUGCUUCUGAUAGACCAGAUUUGGUUGCAAGGGUCUUUAAAUCAAAAAUACUUGCUUUGAAAAAAGACUUAAAAGACAGUGUAUUAGGUGUUCUGUGUGCACAUGUAGAUGUUAUUGAAUUUCAGAAGAGAGGUUUACCGCAUGUUCAUAUGCUUUUACAUCUACACAAUGAGUUUAAAUUACAAAAUGCUGAUGAUAUUGAUUCCGGAUCAAAACCAAGAUGCCGAACUGUAUGA